Gigantopelta aegis is the source of this 688-nucleotide messenger RNA. Its product is annotated as U-scoloptoxin(16)-Er12a-like. The record is from RefSeq and is a predicted model, not a curated record. NCBI's taxonomy places the organism in Eukaryota, Metazoa, Mollusca, Gastropoda, Neomphalida, Peltospiridae. The transcript has 3 exons. Bases 371 to 670 code for a protein of 99 amino acids.
UAUAUAGCGGUUUAGCCUGAGGUACGCCGACUGGUAGUAGUGGGUCGGGGUACCGGUGCAGUGAGUCAUAGAUAUGCUGUGUAUGAUAUAGACUGUGUAUGUAACUUUACAGGAGCGGCUGCGGAGUUUUCCAGGGAGGGGGUGCAACAUCCCAAAAAGGGAAACUACGAUAUUCCAAAGUACACUAACAUGCAUUAUACAGAGGAUUUCCAUGGUACUCUGGAAGAAGUUCGGGAGAAGAGGUGCGAACCCUUAGCACUCUCUCCUUGGAUCCGCGCCUACUUUAAGCAGGUCUUUUGUGGUUAUCAGACCAUCCUGGAAUCUCACACCUGUUGGGUUCAGGAGAUUCGUGUGUCACUAGACCAGCGCCAUGGACACGAUAAUAACUUGUCUCUUUCUCUCAGCUUGCUUUGUCGGCAUUUUCGCCCCAAUUGCAUUUCACGAAGGCAACUGCACUGACGCUAAGGGGAUCCACCACAAGGACGGGGAUGUGUGGUACCCGCGCGGGGAAUGCGCCAAGUACGGAUGUUUUAUACGCAACGACGUACUGGUGCGCUACAAAGAAUCAUGUCCUGACUACCCUGCCCCCGACUGUCGCUUCCAUCUGAAGAGCGACCCCCUGGGCCCUUUCCCAGAAUGCUGCUAUGUACCUAGGUGUAACACUGGUUAAUAAACUAACUUUCUCCUG